AUGUCAUCCAACCAGCUCGUCGAUUGUCCAAUCUGUAGCAAGCCCGUCAAGGAGCUAAAUAUCAAUCGACAUAUCGAUUCUGGUUGUGAAUCUUUUAUCGACGAUUCACCUCCACCAACUCAGCAGAAUGCUCCCAAAUCCACUCAGGUCGCCAGCUUCUUUCAGACUCCGGCAGCCAAGCGAACUCAGUCCAUUCCUACCUCUACACAACCCUUGAAUGGUGCUGCAUUUCCAAAGCCUACUCAAACACCCAUCACAACUACAAAAAGGCCCCUGGAGGAUAUUAAAGACGAAGACACUCUUCAUCCUUUGCCUAAAAAGUCUAAAAAUGGCAACCUUGAAAAGGCUGCCCCUUUGGCUGAGCGUAUGCGACCUCAGUCGCUAGAUGAGGUUCAAGGUCAAGAGCUUGUAGGCCCAAGAGGCAUCUUGCGCUCCUUGAUUGAAACUGAUCGGGUGCCAUCCAUGGUGCUAUGGGGUGGACCAGGAACAGGAAAGACGACCAUCGCUCGAUUGAUAGCCAAAACUGCUGGAAACCGCUUCGUCGAGAUCAACAGUACUUCUUCAGGUGUCGCAGAAUGCAAGAAACUCUUCGCCGAUGCUCGCAACGAGCUUUCUCUCACUGGUCGCAGAACCAUCAUCUUUUGUGACGAAAUCCAUCGUUUCAGCAAAAGUCAGCAAGACGUAUUUUUGGCCCCUGUCGAGAGUGGCGUCAUCACCUUGAUUGGUGCAACAACAGAAAACCCCAGCUUCAAGGUCAUAAAUGCUCUUCUGUCGAGGUGUCGAACCUUCACUCUUGCCAAACUUGAUGACGAGCAUAUCACAGCUAUUCUGAAGCGUGCUCUGACCAUUGAACCUCCGUCAACACCGCACGCUGCAAAUUUGUUGGAAGGGAAUGACUAUGCACUGCUUCGUUAUCUUGCCAGUUUUGCUGAUGGCGAUGCACGUACGGCACUGAACCUUCUCUCUCUUGCUCUGGAUUUAUCUAAUGAUCCCGAAACCACUGUCGAGACCGUCAAAGAGAACUUGACUCGGACGUUGGUAUAUGACCGUCAAGGCGACCAACACUACGAUACAAUCAGCGCCUUCCACAAGAGUGUUCGAGGCAGCAAUCCUGAUGCGGCCCUCUACUAUCUCGCUCGUAUGCUUCAGUCUGGUGAAGACCCUGUCUAUAUCGCGCGACGAAUGGUAGUAAUGGCUAGUAAGGAUAUUGGUCUUGCAGAUAACACUUUACUACCAUUAGCUACAGCAGCUUAUACCGCCGCCAAAGAAAUCGGUAUGCCGGAAUGCAGGAUAAAUCUGGCUCAUGCAGCGGUCGCACUUGCCGAAGCACCAAAGUCUACACGCUCGUAUCGAGGUCUCAACGCUGCAUAUGCUGCUCUUGCAGAACCUGGAGUCGCAGGAUUGCCUAUUCCGAUUCAUCUUCGUAAUGCUCCUACCAGGUUGAUGAAAGAGUUGGGUUAUGGCAAAGAAUACAAGUACAACCCGGAUUAUAAGAACGGCAGAGUAAAUCAGGAAUACUUUCCGGAGAAGCUACAAGGCAAGGUCUUCCUCCCCGAAAAUCAUCUUGGGGAUAAAGUUGAUCCCGACCUCCCUCCUGGUAUGGAGCAGGAGCAGGAGCAGAGUCAACCUGCAGACGACGAAGACGUACCAAAGGAAUGGUCAGCUGAAGAUGAUGAAGCUGUUGCAGACGGCGACGAUCUGCAUGAUACCGUGGGCGAAGAAGACGGCAAUGAUGAAGAGCGCAUACUCAACCCUGAUGGUGAAUGA
Aureobasidium melanogenum CBS 110374 is the source of this 1767-nucleotide messenger RNA. Its product is annotated as DNA replication ATPase. NCBI's taxonomy places the organism in Eukaryota, Fungi, Ascomycota, Dothideomycetes, Dothideales, Saccotheciaceae. Gene Ontology annotation, cellular component: nucleus. The transcript has a single exon. Bases 1 to 1767 code for a protein of 588 amino acids. Gene Ontology annotation, biological process: DNA repair; DNA-templated DNA replication; regulation of DNA repair. The record is from RefSeq and is a predicted model, not a curated record. Gene Ontology annotation, molecular function: single-stranded DNA helicase activity; DNA binding; ATP hydrolysis activity.